GAAUUCCCUUUGAUGGUGGGCUGCGCUGCCUAUGCUGGAAGAUACUCCUGAACUACCUCCCUUUAGAGAAAGCCUUAUGGAGCUCUUUGCUGAAGAAACAGAGAGAUCUGUAUUCCCAGUUCCUGAAAGAAAUGAUUAUCCAGCCUGGGAUCGCCAAAGCCAACCUGGGUGUUUCAAGGGAAGAUGUGACCUUAGAAGAUCACCCUCUCAAUCCAAACCCAGACAGUCGAUGGAACACUUACUUCAAGGAUAAUGAAGUGCUUCUCCAGAUAGACAAAGAUGUCAGGAGGCUGUACCCUGACAUGGCAUUCUUCCAGCGCCCAACGGACUACCCUUGCCUUUUAAUCCUGGACCCCCAAAAUGAGUUUGAGACGCUGCGCAAGCGGGUGGAGCAGACCACACUCAAGUCACAGACGGUGGCGCGAAACCGCAGCGGCGUUACAAAUGUGAGCUCCCCUCUUAAAACGACUCCUAGUUCUCUGAGCGAGUACGAAGUCCUGCCCAAUGGCUGUGAAGCUCACUGGGAAGUGGUGGAGCGAAUCCUGUUCAUCUAUGCCAAGCUGAACCCCGGGAUAGCGUACGUUCAGGGAAUGAAUGAAAUCGUGGGGCCUCUUUACUACACCUUUGCUACAGACCCUAACAGUGAGUGGAAAGAACAUGCUGAAGCAGACACGUUUUUCUGCUUUACCAAUCUAAUGGCUGAAAUUCGGGACAACUUCAUUAAGAGCCUGGAUGAUUCUCAGUGUGGUAUUACCUACAAAAUGGAGAAGGUCUACUCCACCUUGAAGGAAAAAGAUGUGGAGCUGUAUUUGAAACUGCAAGAACAGAACAUCAAACCCCAGUUCUUUGCCUUCCGCUGGCUGACACUGCUCUUGUCGCAAGAGUUCCUGCUGCCAGAUGUCAUCCGUAUCUGGGACUCCCUCUUUGCCGAUGACAAGCGCUUUGAUUUUCUUCUGCUCGUCUGUUGUGCCAUGUUGACACUAAUCCGGGAUCAGUUGCUGGAAGGAGACUUCACUCUGAACAUGAGGCUGCUACAGGACUAUCCUAUCUCUGACGUUCAUCUGAUUUUGAAGAAAGCAAAGGAACUUCAAGAUUCCUAAUAGCCCGUGAACCUGACCAAAGGUGUCAGAAGCUGUAUGGCAGCAGAUCCCAGGAGACUCCCCCAUGUGGUGUGAUGCAUUCAAGCUCCUCCUGGUCUCUGCAGGACUUCAAGUUUUGUGUUUGGGCUACUGGCCACCUUGAAGAUUUCCUUCUACUCUAUUUAUUAGGUCAAGGACUGAUUACUUCCCCAUCUACUUGGGUUCUG
Molecule: messenger RNA, 1306 nt
Organism: Mesitornis unicolor (brown roatelo)
Lineage: Eukaryota; Metazoa; Chordata; Aves; Mesitornithiformes; Mesitornithidae
Gene: TBC1D13
Product: TBC1 domain family, member 13
Exons: 10
Biological process (GO): intracellular protein transport; activation of GTPase activity
Molecular function (GO): GTPase activator activity
Source: RefSeq, a predicted model, not a curated record